Messenger RNA from Lingula anatina, 1394 nucleotides. RefSeq names its product spermidine synthase. NCBI's taxonomy places the organism in Eukaryota, Metazoa, Brachiopoda, Lingulata, Lingulida, Lingulidae. Gene Ontology annotation, cellular component: cytosol. Gene Ontology annotation, molecular function: spermidine synthase activity. The record is from RefSeq and is a predicted model, not a curated record. Gene Ontology annotation, biological process: spermidine biosynthetic process.
UGACCUGUCUAGUAAAUGAAACCUUCGUCCAGCGUGUCCGGUUAUAACCCAUGUGCACACAGACAGGGAUCAGUUUGUAGGCCAUCUCGGGAGAUAGUGCACUGGCAACUGCGUGUAGAUGCUGAUCGUAUACAGAGGUUGAGGCACUGGUGGUAUGGACAAGCUACAACAAGGUUGGUUUAGUGAGCACAGUCAGCAGUUGUGGCCUGGGCAGUGCAUGUCCCUGGAGGUGGAACAGGUGCUCUAUGAAGGAAAGUCCAAGUACCAGGAAAUAUUAGUGUUUAAAAGCAAGAGCUAUGGCAAUGUCCUGGUCUUAGAUGGGAUCAUUCAAUGCACAGAGAGAGACGAGUUCUCGUACCAAGAAAUGAUCUCAUAUCUACCUCUAAACUCACAUCCAAAUCCGGAAAAGGUGUUGAUAAUAGGCGGAGGUGAUGGAGGGGUGGCACGGGAUGUGGUGAGACACCCCCUUGUUAAGUCAGCAGUGCAAUGUGAAAUUGAUGAGAAAGUGAUAGAAGUCUCAAAACAAUACCUGCCAAGCAUGUCUUCUGGCUUCAGCAGUCCAAAGCUGACCCUCCAUGUUGGCGAUGGUUUUGAUUUCAUGGCCAAACACCAGGGGGAGUUUGAUGUCAUUAUUACAGACUCCUCAGACCCCAUAGGUCCAGCAAGCUCUCUAUUUGAGAAAUCGUACUAUGAAUUGAUGAAGAAAGCGUUAAGACCAGGGGGUGUAGUUUGCUCACAAGGGGAAUGCUUGUGGUUGGACCUCGGCUUAAUUGACAAUAUGCAGAAAUUCUGUCGUAGUCUGUAUCCUGUGGUAGACUAUGGGUACACCACUAUACCCACGUACCCAAGUGGACAGAUAGGAUUUACACUCUGUAGUCUAAACCCUGAAACAAAUUUUAGAGAACCACUCCAUGUUUGGUCUGAUGAUCAACUGCCUACCAAGUAUUACAAUCCAGAUGUUCAUAAAGCAGCCUUUGCCCUUCCACAAUUUGCCAGAAAGGUACUGAAUGGUGACGCUGAUCCUAGGAAAACCCAAGUCGGAAGCCAAGAACACUGACAAUUGUGCACAUUCAUUACAUCAGUGACUUUUGUUACUCCGUAAUAUACCGGCAAUGUUACUGAUAAAUGCUUGACUUGGAAGUCAUAAAUGACUAAAAAAAUCAUUGAGACAAAAUAUUUCAAGAUUCCCUUUUUUUCUAAGAGCAGAAAAUUAUUUUUCUAUUGGAUGAAUCCUUGAAUAUGAUCUGUUUUAACAAAUAUAUUGUCACAGAUAUAUAUCUAUUUACUUACUUACUAUGCACUGCUUACUAUGCACUGCUGUGAAUUUUUGGUGUAGGCUUACACUUCAAAACCAUUCAGUUUGCAACCGGGUUUGACAGAAAUGGUAGUCCGCU